Galendromus occidentalis (western predatory mite) is the source of this 2026-nucleotide messenger RNA. RefSeq names its product E3 ubiquitin-protein ligase Trim9. NCBI's taxonomy places the organism in Eukaryota, Metazoa, Arthropoda, Arachnida, Mesostigmata, Phytoseiidae. Gene Ontology annotation, cellular component: neuron projection. Gene Ontology annotation, molecular function: protein binding; zinc ion binding. Gene Ontology annotation, biological process: axon guidance. The coding region runs from base 1 to 1962 and encodes 653 amino acids. The record is from RefSeq and is a predicted model, not a curated record. The transcript has 7 exons.
AUGGAGUCGGAGCUUAAGUGCCCAGUCUGCAAACACUUAUUCGUGAACCCCGUCAUUCUGCCCUGCUUUCAUUCGGUGUGCCUCAAGUGCGCUGUGCAACUCCAUCAGCCGGCCAGCGGACAAGAAGAUGAUUUCGAUCAGCUGUCGCUCGUGUCCGAAACGGACUCCGGAGUCGUCUGCAGCCCUUUACCUUCCGGCAACUCGGUGGCCAUAACAUGUCCUACUUGUCAUAAGAGUUGCCUGUUCGACGAGAACGGAGCCGGCAACCUCUGCAAGAACAGGGCGCUGGCGAACGUCAUCGACCGCUAUGCGGAGUCACGAAAACUCGAUAUCGAGUGCCAAAUGUGCGAAGAAAAUCCCGAGCAAGCUGCGUGGUUCUGCGAACAAUGUGAGGUGUUCUAUUGUGACGCGUGCCUCGGCUCGUUCCAUCCCUCGAGGGGACCCCUGGCGAACCAUCAACUCAUCUCGGCCAUCCAGGGUCGCUCGCAACAGAGAGCUAAAUUCAAAAUCUCUGCUGUCAAGGAGAUGAAUUGUCUCGAGCACGAGGACAAUUCCUUCAGCAUGUUCUGUCUCAUGUGUAAAAUUCCUCUGUGCGUAAUGUGUUUGCACGACGGCCGGCACGCGACUCAUGAUGUGCAAGCUUUAGGACAGAUGAGUCGACUUCAAAAGACACAGCUUAGUCAAUCCCUGCAGUCGCUUAGUGAGCGAGCCAAAGGAGCAAAUGAACUCAUCGCUAAUCUCAAGGGCAUGUCAGCGAAGAUAAACGAAAAUUGUCAAUCCCUAGAAAAAUCGAUCCGAUCACAGUGCGCAGCGCUCAUCGAAGCCGUCGAAAAGCGACGGGACGAACUUAUCGAAAUUGCUCAAACCGAAAAAGAGAAUCGACUGCAGGAAAUUCGAGAAAAAGUCGGUAAAUGCAGUCAAAGCCUCCAGAACACGACAUCACUGCUCCAGCUCUGCAUCGAAGCGCUCAAAGAGCCAGAACCAACGGUUUUCCUCCAAAUUGGAGGCAUCCUCAUCAAUCGAGUCAAGGGCUGUGAGCAAGAAUGGCUCAAGGAACAAAGACAUACAACGGCCAUGAACUUCGAUUUCGAAAUCAACGACCAAGACGUCUUGGAACAGAUACGUACGCUCGACUUCAUCAAGAACAAACAGGAUUGUGAAUCAGCUCCGGGUGCACCGAUCAUUAUCUUGGACGAGUGUGGUGCGAUGAAUAACUCGAUAACCAUCUCGUGGAGAGCUGCGAUCAAUCAAAGUCCGGUCGAUGCUUUCAUCCUGGAAAUAACCGACCAUGAUGACCUCAAAGCCUUCCGCGAAGUUUAUUACGGAGCGGACAACAUCUGCACCAUUGAUGGUCUUCAUUUCAACACACUCUACAACGUACGUGUCAAGGCUCUGAACGCGCACGGAUCAUCAAUCUACUCGCAGAUGGUUUCUUUGGAAACCCACAGCGUCGCGUGCUUCCUCCUCGACGCUUCGACAACUCUCCCCGACACAAUUAUUAGCGAAGAUUGCCUCCGAGUGACGGCCGACGCCUUCGAGCACCGCCUCGUUUUGGGAAAUCUCGGUUUUUCGUCUGGAGUGCACCACUGGGAGCUAACGUUGACGCGAUACGAAGGAAACACGUCCGACGUCGUGUGCGGAGUGGCACGAUAUCAUGCGGCUCGUGAUCUAAUGUUAGGCAAGGACGAAAAUGGCUACUGCAUGUACAUCGAUCAUCAGCGUUCCUGGUUCUUACACGACGAUCAGCAUCACACGCGAACCCCGAUGGGGAUUCGACAAGGCGACGUUAUCGGAGUUCUACUCGACAUGGAUGCGGGUAGCUUGAGCUUUUUCGUGAACGGGACCCUUCAGGGCGGGGGUCAGGCUUUCCAGAAUCUUCAAGGGGUUCUGUAUCCCGCCUUGAGCGUCAAUCGAUUUGUGGAGUUCAGUCUUAGGUCCGGUCUGGACCCGCCCGACUGCUGAACCACCGGUUUCGAAUUUCGCUGUCGUUAUCGACGAGAAUCAAAGAAGAGGAAUAUCAAAUUCU